This is a messenger RNA of Cordyceps militaris CM01, 2295 nucleotides long. RefSeq names its product subtilisin, putative. Gene Ontology annotation, molecular function: tripeptidyl-peptidase activity; serine-type endopeptidase activity. The transcript has 3 exons. The coding region runs from base 1 to 2295 and encodes 764 amino acids. Gene Ontology annotation, cellular component: cytosol; membrane; cell wall. Gene Ontology annotation, biological process: proteolysis. The record is from RefSeq and is a predicted model, not a curated record. Lineage: Eukaryota; Fungi; Ascomycota; Sordariomycetes; Hypocreales; Cordycipitaceae.
AUGUAUAAGACGACAACGAUGAUUCAGAACCCCCCUUUUCUCUUUUUGCCUGAAACUUUUGUUGCCAGUUCUUAUUCUAUUCAUCGUUACCGGUGCCACAUUGUACUUGCUGCUUCGUGUUUUCUGAGAGCCUCCGACAACACUCGGCCAAUUAUGGUAGCUUGGUCAGCGCGACCGCUUCUCGCCGGCCUCUCUAUCGUGGCGACUUUCCUGGCGCCUUGCAAAGCCAGCAGAAGGAGGAUCCCUGGCGCCUACAUCGUCGAGUAUCAAGAUGGCCAUAAUUCGGCGAGCGUCGUGGCUGCCAUGGGCACGCAUCUGGACCAUGUUCGUGCCCACUUCAACUUUGCUCAUUUCAAGGGCGUGUCCAUUCAGGUUAAUGACAGCAUCGAAGCCCGAAGCGCCGCCUAUGGCAUGUCCAGCACGGCCAGCGAGGCCAGCGCGGCCAAGAAUAUAUGGCCCGUGUACGCCUAUGACAGACCCGUCUUAAAUGCCACUCUAGCGGCGCCCUUUGCUCGCCGUGCCCGUGACGACACAUACACCCCUCACGUCAUGAUGCAGGUUGACCAGCUCCGUGCUCUUGGCUUCGACGGCAAGGGUGUCAAAGUAGCGGCCAUUGACUCCGGUGUCGACUACAAGCACCCUGCUCUCGGUGGCUGUUUUGGUACCGGCUGCAAGGUCUCAUUUGGCUACGACUUUGUCGGCGACGCCUACGGCAACGACAGCAACGAGCCCAAACCCGACGACGACCCCAUGGACUGCGGCACGCACGGCACGCACGUUUCGGGCAUCCUCGUCGCCGACGCCAACGACCAGGGCUUCACCGGUGUCGCGCCUGGCGUCACCUUUGGCAUGUACAAGGUCUUUGGCUGCUCCGGCGGCACCCGUACCGACAUCCUCAUGGCCGCCGCUGCCCGCGCUGCUGAAGAUGGCGUCCAGGUCCUCAGCUGCUCCGUCGGCGGCACAUACGGCUGGUCCGAUGACGGCUUCGCCUACCUGCUGAGCAAGCUGGCGCGGGACAAGGGGAUCGUCGUGGCCGUCGCCGCGAGCAACGAGGGCAGCAAAGGCGCGUUCUAUCCCUCGGCGUCGUCGAACGGCGAUAGCGUAAAUUCGAUUGGCUCCGUGGAUCUGGAGGGCAAGGACGGCACUGGAGGCACGCCCAGCGCAUUUUCGUCCUGGGGGCCGACGAUGGACAUGGAGUUUAAACCCCAGUUUGCGGGGCCGGGCCUGGAUAUCCUGUCGACGCUGCCAGGCGGCAAAUAUGGCAAGUCCUCGGGCACGUCCAUGGCGGCGCCCAUGGUGGCCGGGGUCAUGGCCCUGCUCAUCCAAGCCCUGGGACCGAUCAAGCCGGAGCGCAUGCAGCAGCUUCUGGCCGCCAGUGCCAAGCCUCUCAACUUCAGCGACGGCUCGCAAAGCCGUCCUGUACUGGCGCCGGCCGCGCAGCAGGGCGCCGGCCUCGUGCAGGCCAUGAACGCGUUCCGCAGCACCACGCGCAUCGCGCCCUCGAGCCUGUCGUUCAACGACACCGACCACAUGCGACCAAUGUACAAUGUCACCGUCACAAACGCCGGCAACGCCACCGUCGGCUACCACAUCUUCGUGCGCCCCGCCGUCUCCCUCUACGUGCUCGCCAGGAACAGCUCGUACCCGUCCGCGUUCCCCAACGACCAGACUAACGCUACAGGCGUUCUCAGCGCCACUGUGAUCCAAUUCACCCUCGCGGCCGGGCAGAACCACACCUUUCGCGUGACGGCCGCGCCACCGCCCACCGCCAUCGACACCAGGCGACUGCUGCUCUGGUCCGGCUUCCUGUCCGUCCGCGGCAACGACUCGUCCACCGUGUCGAUACCGUACCAGGGCCUGGCCGGGUCCCUUCGAAACGCGACGACGCUGCCGGCUGGCGGCACCGCCGUGGCGCGCUCGACCGACCCGGACCGCAAACCCGUCGCCGCCAACACCCAGUUCGUGUUCCCCAAGGACGGCGCGGCCGCCUCCAGCGACGACUUGGCGCGGAUCGUGGUCCUCCUCGCGCUGGGCACCAAGAAGAUGACGGCCGAGAUUGUCGCGGAUCCGUCGGGCGACGUGGUGGGCACGUUGGCGGGGGGGGAGUAUUCCAUGGUCACGCGCGGCGAUGGCUUUGGCUUCGAUUGGGACGGCCAGCUGGCCAACGGUUCCUAUGCCGGCGCAGGCACGUACAAGGUGCGCGUCAAAGCGCUCCGGAUCUUUGGAGAUGAGGCGAAUGCGCAUGACUGGGACAGCAGCACCACAGUGCCCAUCCAGAUUUCUUACAAGCAGUGA